Pseudomassariella vexata is the source of this 2188-nucleotide messenger RNA. Its product is annotated as acyl-CoA N-acyltransferase. Lineage: Eukaryota; Fungi; Ascomycota; Sordariomycetes; Amphisphaeriales; Pseudomassariaceae. The record is from RefSeq and is a predicted model, not a curated record. Bases 108 to 2006 code for a protein of 632 amino acids. The transcript has 2 exons. Gene Ontology annotation, biological process: regulation of DNA-templated transcription. Gene Ontology annotation, molecular function: histone acetyltransferase activity.
CACGUCCAAAUGACCAAUACCGACAGAAACUCAAUUAAAAUUGUCGAAAUCAGAGUGGCAUCAGUUAUCUCUCGUUGAAGACUCGCCACAAAGUGCUGUACCACCCGAUGGCGCCCACGAAGCGCAAAAGACCGCAUGACGAAGCCCCUGCAGCGCAAUCCAAGUCGCCCACUGAACCUCCGCCGCGACGAACCACUCGCCAUGUCGCAGUAAUCGAAGGGAAACAGUUGCGCAGUGGAAAAUUACGCGCCAAUUCAUUGGAAGCACUCCCGACAAUCUACCCGACAUACAAGGCCACCCGAGCGAGAAAUGUCGACGCGCCGAAGUCCAAGGCGGCUGCUCCCCCACCUCCGACGGCGAAGACGACACGGAGUACACGCGCGCAAGCUGCCGAUGUCUUGAUUCCGGUCGUCAACGGAACAAAUGAGAAGGGGAAGCCAAAGGAGAAAGAAAAAUCGAGGCCUCUUGUCGAAAGACCGAAAUCAAGAGCCGUCGCUGCGCCCAAGGAACCUCCGUCGACAGUUGCUCAACCGAUUCCAGAGCCGAAGCCUGAGACGCAGGCUCCACAAGCGCAAACACCACAAACAACCAACCGCACCACGAAUACAAGACCCCGUCACUCCUCUCGGGCUCAGGCGCCGGCAUCCUCACUUACCGAUCCAGCCGCUGUCUCGGCAGUCACCCCCAAACGCCGUAUCUCCACCUCCAAGUCCAAGAAACCGCCGUCGACGCCACGAUCCGACCGCAACAUCGAUAAAGUCGUGUUGGGCAAUAUCUGCUUCCGCGCCUGGUAUCCGUCGUACUACGACAACCGGGUGUUGGGCGAUGUGUCCGGCAAUGCCGGGGGCAAGGACAACGGUGGAGGAGCCACCAAGAUCGGUGGGGGUAAAAAGGAUAAAGAGGUCUUGCUAGACAGGCUGUAUGUUUGUCCGUGUUGUUUCAAGUACUCGAGAGAACUUGUCUCGUGGUCGGAACAUGUCCGGCUCUGCGAGAGCAAGGCAGAGAUCCCGGGAAAGAAGAUCUAUAUACAUCCCAAGGGCAAGAGGAAGGUGAAGGUAUCGGCUGCUGCGCCUGCAGUGGUGGAAAAUGCGAAAGGCAAGGGCAGAAAGAAGGAGAUGCCAGCGCCUGUGGUGGAAGAAGUUGUCGUAAGCGACGAGGGCGAAUGGAGUGUUUGGGAGCUUGACGGGGAGGUCGACGGGCUAUUCUGCCAGAAUCUCUCCCUCUUCGCGAAGCUUUUCCUAGAUAACAAAUCGGUAUUUUUCGAUGUGACCGGUUUCAACUACUUCUUACUCGUCUACACCCCUCCUCCUCCACCUUCGCCACAAGCAACGCAAUCACGCAACGACAGCCCAUCAUCGGAUCCCGCAAAACUGCCCUCCUCUAUUUCUGCUCCCCCAAGACCACAAAUCAUCGGCUUCUUCUCCAAGGAGAAAAUGUCCUGGGAUAACAAUAAUCUAGCGUGCAUCCUUGUCUUCCCACCCUGGCAGCGCAAAGGUCUCGGCUCGCUGCUCAUGGGCGUUUCGUACGAGAUCUCGCGACGCGAGAGGGUUCUCGGCGGUCCAGAGAAGCCCAUCUCGGAUCUGGGAAGGAAGGGAUACAAGCGCUUCUGGGCAGGGGAGAUUGCGCGUUGGCUUCUAAGCGUUGAGUUACCUGUGCCAGCUGAGGAAGAGGAGCAACGUGAGACGAUUGUGGAUAUUGAGGAAAUUAGCCAGGCUACUUGGAUCGCGCCCGAGGAUUGCCUUGCGGUGCUGAGGGAGAUGAGUAUCGUGGAAGAGGCGGGGGUAGGGCUGCCUAAGGGGGCAAUAACAGAAGAGGCUGUCGAGGAGGAGGGGAAGGAGAAAGACAAGGAGAAAGAAGUGAAGGAGGUGCCGAGGGUCCGAGUUGAUAAGGAUGCCAUUAGGAGGUGGGUGGGGACGAACAAGAUCUCCUUGGAGAAGACAUGUGAUCCGGAUGGCUUUGUGGAAGGGUAUGCUGUUAAGGAGGUUGAGGUUGGAGAAGAGGAGUAGUGCAAAAGAGCAAGUGCAAAAGAUCAGGUGUGAUUGCAUGGUGGCAAUGUAUUUGCUAGCUUUAUGCAUGGAUAUUGCCGACAUAGAUGCGUGCCCUAGCUGCUGAUGGCAGCGAUUGAUGAAUCGUCAAGUUCCCGGUUUUGCUCAAUGCUUGUCGAUGCUAAGUCGUGCUUUCUCGACAC